Messenger RNA from Centruroides sculpturatus (bark scorpion), 4934 nucleotides. RefSeq names its product protein disabled-like. Bases 305 to 2776 code for a protein of 823 amino acids. The record is from RefSeq and is a predicted model, not a curated record. NCBI's taxonomy places the organism in Eukaryota, Metazoa, Arthropoda, Arachnida, Scorpiones, Buthidae. The transcript is spliced from 10 exons.
GAAGGCAGACGACAAUCGACAGAUCUAACGAAUUUUCAGUAAAGCCAGACGACCAUUAUCCAGUCAACUGGUUAGUGGCGAAGGAGAAGUUGGAAGAGUGCCGAAUGAUGAAUCAACAAUAUUAUCUACGAAAUGGAUUCAGUUAGAACGUCACAUGUUUACUAAUUAUUGUUAAUAACUCGUUUGAUAUUAUUAGACAUGUGUUGCUAUCAUAGGGAAAUCCCUAGCUGUUGAUAAGAUUACAAAAUGAGUUAAAGAAGAUGCUGUGAUUAUCGUCGGCAGUUUCUCUGUCAAACUGCACAAAAUGAAAAAUAAGGAACUGAUAAAAGAAAGUAAAAAAGGAAGCAAGCACAGUCCGGUUAACGAACCAGAAAAUGCAGACGAGGGAAAGAGUAAGAAAGAAAGCUCGAAAGAUGGCAAGGAACAGAGAGAUGCGAAAAGUUUGAGAGCUAAAUUUCAGCUAAGGAAAGAAAAGAACCCAGAAUUAAAGUUUGAAGGGGAAGGAGUGACUUUCAAAGCUAAACUGAUUGGAAUUGAGAAAGUUGAUGAUGCUAGAGGUGAUAAAAUGUGCCAAGAAUCUCUACAAAGAUUAAAAGCGGCAGUUAAAUUGGCGGGGGAGCAUAAACAGAAAAUUUUGUUGGGAAUAUCGUUGGAUGGUGUCACGAUAAAAGAUGAAAAGACUGGAGAGUUAAUGUAUAAUCAUCAAGUUCAUAAAAUAUCAUUCAUUUCUCAAGAUGUUGGUGAUGCAAGAGCUUUUGGAUACGUAUUCGGUGCUCCCCACAGCGGUCAUCAGUUUUUUGCCAUCAAAACUGAAAAAUCGGCAUCGAAUGUCGUAAUUGCAUUAAGGGACUUAUUCCAAACAGUAUUACAGAUGAAAAAACAGGAAAUGGAGAAAGUCAGACAACAACAAGAUAACUCAACUCCAGUAAGCGAAGAAAAAGAACAAAAUAUAGUUCAAACUAGUGAUGCCACGAAUAGUGAUUUUGCCGAAUACCGAACAUUUGGCUACGCUCUUGGCCGAAGCGCCGAAUAUUCGGCGGCCGAAUGUUCGGCAAAAUAUGUGUACAUUUCGCAAGGCAUUGCUCAAAUGGAUAAUAGCAUAGCAAAAGCUGCUGCAAUAAAUUCGUCCUUUGAUUUGGAACUACCAUUUCCCCCACUUUCGACUCCUUUUGUAGCAACACAGGCCUCUUGUCAGAAAGAUAUCAGCACUUCGGAAUUGGCUGUUGGAGCAUCACCGAGUCAGUCGAUAGCUUCCAUUUCUGAUUCUAGAGACAGUAAUAUGGAUGAUGACGUUCCUUUGAAUGUUACUCCCGAAUUGGAAAAACCCAAAGACAUUCAGGUUGAAGAUAGAUAUGCAGUUUUUUCUGAUUUGGAUUCAUUACCAAGCAUUUUUGAAAAUCCAUACAUUGUUGAGGUGCCCGCUGUUAAUGAUACGUGUAAAGCUGAAAUGGAUUUACUAAAAGAUGGUAAUAGUGAUAGCGAGAAUACGCUCAGUGACACCCCGUCUCGUCCACCUUCAAGGUCACCUAAUUUGUUUGACACUUCGGUUUUUGCCGAUCUAGAUCCGUUGGGAAAAAAUCGUCCCUAUGUGGACAAAAAGGAUUUUUUUCAAGACCUGAAGAAACCUAAAAAGGUGCUAAAAGAUUUGGCAGGAGAAGGUUCUGAAGAUAAUUUAUUUGAUCAUGAUCUUUUGCAGUCUCCUCACAGUUCUGUAAGUGAUCUGAGUGUAGGGGUGGCUUCCGUACAUAGUGGCAAUGGUAAUCCUUUUAAAUCUGAAAUGGAAUGCCCUUCUCCAUCACCCUCUCCAUCCAAGUUGCUCCCUAAACAAGCUUCAGUGACUAGUAAUUUAGAAAAUCAAACAAACUAUGAAAAAUUACCCGUGGAAAUUUCAAAUUCACCAAGUAGAAAUCCUUUUAAUCCCUUUAUCAAUAAUAGUACUAUAGAUAUACCACCACCAACAGUUCCACCACCAUGUAUACCAGCCAGAGGUUCCGAACCGCUCUUCCAAACCGUGCCAUCUCCUCCGCCUCGACCUCCCAGCAGAAAUUGCACCACUCCGACACCGCCACUUCCCAAGAGAAAGCUACCACAAUCUCAAUACAGUCAAGUCUCAAAAAAUUAUGAGGAAAUGUGGAACGGAAGAGAAAACUGCAACACAAACGGAGACGUAUUUGCUCCUCCAAUACCAAUUCCCGCACGCAAACCUCCUUUACCAUACAGGUGUGGCUCUCCGCUCCUGGCAAACAGCCCCGCUUCCAUUCGAAGACAGCUGCUGAGAGGUUCUGCUUCGAUCGACACCGAUUCUCCCGUUACUUUCUCUCGCCACUCUAGAAAUCUCGGAUUUAAUGGUGCACAAUCAGAAGAGCCAAAUAAUUCUCCUAAGGUUCUGUAUUCAAAAAAUAUAAGUCCACAAUGUUCUGUGUCUUCCUCUCCAUCAAAAACUAGAAAUCCCUUUGAGACUCCAAAACUUCCCGAUUCGGUCAAUGGUGCUUUUCCUACUCAGUUAUCGUCGCCACCUCUUCCGGCGAGACCUCCUAAAUCUCCCAUCAAGACGGCCACUUCCGUUCAAUUGCCCGACGGAUGCGAAACCUCGGAUUCCAAGAAGACCGACACGACACACAAAGAAACCGACAUCAGUAUAUUUCAAAGAAAACACGAUCCAUUCGACGAUGAAUUCUUCACUUCUCUUCCUAGAAAGUCUAAUCAGAAAGAUUGUUACGAAACUACAAGAAGUGCUUCGGAAUCGGACGCCAAUAGCAACAGCACUAAAGGUUGACAAAAAUUAUCUCCGGCAUUGGAAUUAAUUUUACAAGAAGACUCCAAAUCAGUGUGAAAGAGCUGUAUUAAGGAGAUUUAGCCUUUGAGUCACUCGAAAAGAAGUUUCUUAGUGUUUCCUCAUAACUAGGAAUUGGAUAUGAGAAAUAAUGUAAAAUAAUGUACGUACUUGGAAUUUCAUUACUUUUAAUUCUCAUUGUAUAAAUUUCUCAUUGCUCUUCGGAAUUUAUCUGUAAAUAUUCAUCCCGUCAGGAAUUUGUAGUUUGUUACAAAUACACUUUUGUCAGGUUCGAUUGUAAUUAUUGUUAUCGUACGAUAAGAAUGCGCGUCCGUUUUAUCGUAUCUAAAUAAUUGUUGUUCUGUUGCAAACGUUAUCGUAUGAGAUUUUUAUAAAACAUUUUUAUAUAAGAAAUCUUUCAUCUCUUCUUAAUUUUUAAUCUUUUAGGAAAAUUCCAUUUAAUCUUUGUAAAAUGUUAAUCGAGUAGUCGAUCGGGAAUGUUCGAUCUGGUAUUCUCCGUUGAUAUUGUCAUGCUUUCCAUAUUUAUUUUUAAAUAUAUAUAUACAUAUAUAUAUACAUUGAUGUAAAGAAGUUUAAACUUUUGUAGUUUAAUGUUGAUUUUUAUAAUUACAAAUUAUAAUAUUUCUGAUGCCAUUAGUAAAAUUUGCCCUGGAUAACGGGGGGGUGUAUGCAAAUGUGUGUGUUUUGUAGAUAUCCAUGUUACAUUUAUAAACUAUGUAAAGUUUAAUUGAAUUUUUUGUAAAUAUUUCCUAUGAACAUAAAUGAAAUUGUUUCUGCUAGACAAAGUACAUAGAUUGUUGUUAGAAUUACACUUUCGUUAGUGGUAAAGAUAAUUUAUCUGAUAAAAACUGCAUUUAAUGAAUUUAAAGUCUGAGGCAAUCCGUUAUUUGAAAUGUGCCAUCUUCGUAAUUGUCCCCUUUUGUAUGGUUCUUUUGCUUUAACUCUUCAUUUUCUCUUUGUAAACAAAUACAGGUUACUAAUAACUUGUUUAAAUAUGAGUGGUCUCUCAGGCAGACCUAAAAAUGCAUUUAUUCUUGGAUCGAAAGGAUCGAUCAUUAUUCGUUGCGUAUUUAUUAAUCUUUCGAGACUUUGUAAAAUUGUGAUAGUCCUUCCACGUAUUAAAAUAACACGUACCUAUUGAUAUGUGUAAAAUCUACAAAUCGUAGGCGAACAUUGAGUUUUGUGGUUGUGUAUCGAGAAUUUUCGAAUGCCAAAAUUCUUGUCCGUAACAGCUCUUUAUUGCAAAAUAGGAAACGGUUCCACUAAUACUUUACUUCGAGCCGAUAACAAUAUUAAAACUGCCAGUCGUUUUGAAAAUAUUGUUUUAAAUCUGUAGAUUCGUAUCUUUUAUAUUUCAUUAAUGGUUCGGUUUAUCGGUUGCAUUAACAGCAAAGACAUUUAUGGAAGUUCCGUCUUCUUGCAAACAAGGAAGGGUCUUCAAAACUGAUUUUUUUCCAUCUGGUGAUUUCCGUUUUCCUAACAAAAAGGAAAGCUUAUGAGAAAUUUUCAAUUUUGAUAGGAUUAGUUCUCGUCUAAUGGGCGUGUUGCUUUUAAUCAAAUAUUCGUCUUCCAUGUUAAAACAAAUAUAUAUAAAUAUAUAUAUAGGCAGGAGUCUUUCUUUCAAUACAUAGAACUUUGAUGUUUCGUGUACAAGUAGAUAGCUACUUUAGAUUAAAUUAGUCUAGGUUACUCGAGUAGAUAAUUUAAAAUUUGGAUACAUUUGCUCAAGAAAAUUAUUUACUGCUUGUUUUAAACCAGAAUCCAUUCUUGUGUUGAGAUAUUUAAUGUUUAUUAUUUAAAAAAAUAUAUAUACAUAUACAUAUAUUCAGAAUGUACAUAUACACAUACGAACAAUAUUACAUUAAUUGUUUGCAAGUUAAAAAAGAAAAAAUUAUAUACGUGUAUUAAACUGCAGCGUAACAAAUUAACGUGCAGUUCGGCACAAUGUGCAAAAAUAUCUAUUUUGAAAAUUAGAUUACAAAAAAUAUAUAUGUAAAAAAAAAACUAGUUACGAUUUCGUUGAUUCAGAGGUUGUCGUGCAGUCGAAAAUCGAUGUUUUGCCCAACGACUCCUUGAUUUUUCUUUAAUGUACAGUACAUAUUAAUUUCGAUUCCGGAAUCGGAAGGUUGUGAUGCCAAAA